Trypanosoma grayi is the source of this 726-nucleotide messenger RNA. RefSeq lists its product as hypothetical. Gene Ontology annotation, biological process: ubiquitin-dependent protein catabolic process. Lineage: Eukaryota; Euglenozoa; Kinetoplastea; Trypanosomatida; Trypanosomatidae. The coding region runs from base 1 to 726 and encodes 241 amino acids. The record is from RefSeq and is a predicted model, not a curated record. The transcript has a single exon. Gene Ontology annotation, cellular component: proteasome regulatory particle, lid subcomplex; cytoplasm; nucleus. Gene Ontology annotation, molecular function: proteasome binding; ubiquitin binding; endopeptidase activator activity.
AUGUCCGAAAAGCGAAGUAAGAGCGAAUGUGUCAUCCAGUUCCGUUCGGGGAAGAUGAUUCUUCAAAAUGGCAUGGUUGCGCCAGACACACGGAUGGGAUUUUUGUCUUUCUUCAAGGAGUCCAAUGGUGAGGUGAGAAUGACAUGGAUGUCGGGACGUGACGAAGAAGAGUACAAGCUUCCUAGUGGACAAGUGAAAUUCAGCAGGGUUGAGAAGUGUACCACUGGAAGGGUACUCCUGUUUGAGUUUACCAAUGAUAAACCUCCUCUGUUCUUUUGGAUUCAGGAGAAAUCAACAGAAAAUGAUGCGGAGUAUAUAUCUACAAUACAGAGCUUGAUUGCACAGGCGCGUCCACUUACUGAAAGUUCAAGAACUGAUAUUGGGGUUGUCUUUCGGGACAUACUUCGUAGCAUGCAAUCUGGAAAGAAGAAAGAUAUAAACUUGGUAGAUAUAUUUGGAUCAACAACGCUUCUUUCCGCGCUUCAAGAGGACCCGGCUUUCUACAUGUGUAAAUUGCAUCCGUUCCUACCUGAGGGUACCGAUCCAACAGGGGAUAUAGUGGAACAGGUUAAGAACCCCCAAGUUGCAGCUGCUGCAGCCUCUUUGGGUUCGGCUCUACGAGAUCCAGACGCAUUCCGUCAAUUGUGCUUAUCCUUCGGAAUUGAUGCGAAAACCCCUGGCGUGAUGGGGUUCCUUGAAGGAUUGAUGAAGCAGUAUGGGAAGUGA